Capronia epimyces CBS 606.96 is the source of this 630-nucleotide messenger RNA. RefSeq lists its product as uncharacterized. The coding region runs from base 1 to 630 and encodes 209 amino acids. NCBI's taxonomy places the organism in Eukaryota, Fungi, Ascomycota, Eurotiomycetes, Chaetothyriales, Herpotrichiellaceae. The transcript is spliced from 3 exons. The record is from RefSeq and is a predicted model, not a curated record.
AUGAAGACCAUCCUCGCUGCAGCCGCCUUUAUUGGCAUUGCUCUUGCACAAUCCCUCUCUGACUUGCCAGCAUGCGGUCAAACCUGCAUCAACAACAUGCUAGGACAAGGUGCAACCCUUGGGUGCCCUGAUGUCAACGGCCAACCUGACACCCUCUGCCUCUGCGCCAGUAGCGACUUCGGUUAUGGUAUUCGUGAUUGCGCUGUCGAGUCCUGCCCUGCUGGAACGGACACCACUUCCAUCAUCGCCUAUGGUGUGUCUUAUUGCCAUGCUGCGGCGUCGGGUAAAUCCAGCGUUGGAACUCUCUCUGCAACUUCGGCUUUGACUGCUGCUGGAACUGCGACCGGCCCAGCUGGUUCCGCUUCUGGUGUGACUGGAGUGACUGGAACUGCGACUGGAACUGCGACUGGAACUGGCACUGGAACUGCGACUGGAACCGCGGCUGGUAACGGUGGUACUGGUUCUGCUUCGACUGCUGGCACUGAGGGUGGUUCUUCGACUCCAAUCUCCACUGAAACUCUCUUCUCUACCUUCACCACCGAUGGGAGCACAAUCACAAGUGCGAUUGGAACCUCGACAAUCUUCAGUGCAGCAAGUGGUACAUUGGUUAGUUCGGAAACUGCAAUUUAG